CCUUCCCACAAUUCAACUUCCGUUCAUGCGCAGUUUCCGAAUCGCGUGUGUAAAGUCGCCAUAAUGUCGAAACAGAUGCAUAGUGAAGAGUCACAGCCCAGGACCCUAUAUGUAGGCAACCUGGACAGCUCAGUUUCAGAAGCCCUUAUUAUGGCCCUAUUUGGACAGAUUGGACCCUGCAAAAGCUGUAAAAUUAUCAGCGAGCCUGGAAACGACCCUUAUGCGUUCGUAGAAUUCUACGAGCACAGCGCAGCUGCGUCAGCCUUAGCGGCAAUGAACAAGCGGAACUGUAUGGGACGAGAGAUGAAAGUUAACUGGGCAACUUCUCCAAGUAGCCAGCCCAAGCAGGACACAAGCAAGUGGUUAAGAUCAACGUAUGAACACUUUCACAUAUUUGUCGGGGAUCUGAGUCCAGAUAUUGAGGGCCACCAGUUACGUGAAGCUUUCAAAGUAUUUGGAGAAAUCUCAGAUUGCAAGAUCAUCAGAGACCCACAAACUAUGAAAUCCAAAGGCUAUGGCUUCGUCUCAUUCGUAAACAAAGUGGAUGCAGAAAACGCAAUCGCCAAUAUGAACGGGCAGUGGUUAGGUUCCCGGCCAAUCAGAACCAACUGGGCUACACGAAAACCUCCUGCCCCAAGUCAGAAAGAAAACAGAUGGUCGUCAGAUGUAAAACCGCUCUCUUAUGAUGAAGUGUUCAGCCAGUCCAGCGCCACAAACUGUACAGUGUAUUGUGGAGGAAUUUCAAAUGGACUCACAGAGGAAUUGAUGAAGAAGACAUUCAGUCCAUAUGGGGCUAUACAAGAGAUCAGGGUGUUUAAAGAUAAAGGUUAUGCUUUUGUAAGAUUUGCUUCAAAAGAAAACGCAACAACUGCAAUUGUAUCUGUACAUGGGUCAACAGUGAACGACCAACAGGUGAAGUGCUCCUGGGGUAAAGAAUCGAAUGACCCCAGUCAGACAACACAGCAAUUGGUAAAUCAGCAGCAGCAACAACAGCCUUACCAGGCGACAUCGCCCAACACGUACGGUCAGUACUUCAACAUGGGCUACUACAACUACCCCGGCAACAGCGCCUACCAGAGCGUGGGCCAGGCAGGCUAUAUUCAGGCAGCCAGCAUGAGUCAAUGGCCCCAGUAUAACUAUCAGUUUGCAGGCGGCAAUAUGCAGAUGCAACAGCAGUGGGGUCAAGUGCCAAUGCAGCCAGGACAACAGCAGUUCAACGGGCAGCAACAGCAGGGUGUGGUCGGCUACCCUAUGCAGUUACCAGCAAGCACAGUAACCUUCAUAUAGGAUAGGUCAACACCCAGUAGUGCACUCCUUGUCCACGAAACAAGUGACCGGAAACUGACCGCCGACUAUCACCAGCCGUCUGUAUGUCCAUCUGUUCCUGAGUCUAAAGAUGGAGACGAGUCAGAUGGACAGACGGAUGGACGCAGCUUCGAUGGGGAUCCAGCGAAACUAAGAGACGGCGUCUUUACAUGCGUUGUACAUAGUCCAAAUAGGUAGCUUAGUUAGUGGUUGAAACAUCCAGGUGUUUGUAUGUCUGUGGUAAAGUCCAUGUGUACAUGUACGUACUAAAAAAAAAUUGUUUUGUUUUUUGUCCAUGAGGUAGAAAAUUUGAUUUUUUUUCCAAGUAUUUCUUGUGUAAAGUGUAAGUCUAUACGGAAGUUGGUAAAGUCACAGCGAGAUAUCUUCUAUCCCUGUCAGUUAUGACCCUGUACAGUGUUGUAUGAUUGACAAAUGCUCAUUAAUAUUUAUUGGUGAAAAACCAACCUCUGUGAUCAUGUGGUGCGAGAAAGGUCAGAAUGACCUUUGAUCUAUUUUGUACGUUAGCUCGCAGAGCCCGUAGCAAACCAUUGGUUGGACGGAUGUCAACCUUCCAUUUUACUACCUUGUACCAAAUAGCCAAUAUGGCUGCUACUGUCCUGCUACCCAUGGUGCACAUUUUGGUUCAGAAUACUGUGAUUGACGUAAUUAGCGUCCUGGGUAUUUAAGCAACUCAGAGCCUAGUGGGUGGCUAUUUAGAUAGUUUCAAGGAUGGCAGAGAUCAAUUAUCAUUACUUAUACAUCAUAGUUCACUCAAUACGGGAAAACAAAGGUUUUGACUUCAUCCUCAACAAAGUAAACUUGACACUUCAUCUAAAAUACUUUUAAUUGGAAAUUUCCAUUUGUCAAGUUGUUCAGAUACUGAAAAUAUGUGACUAGGGCAAGAGCAGAGAUUGAGGGGAAGGGAUUCAGAUGUCUAGUUUCCAGUGUUGGAGGGGAAGGGGUUCGGAUGUCCAGUUUCCAGUGUUGGAGGAGAGGGGUUCUGAUGUCUAGUUUCCAGUGUUGGAAGGGAAGGGGUUCUGAUGUCCAGUUUCCAGUGUUGGAAGGGAAGGGAUUCUGAUGUCAAGUUUCCAGUGUUGGAGGAGAGGGGUUCUGAUGUCCAGUUUCCAGUGUUGGAGGAGAGGGGUUCGGAUGUCCAGUUUCCAGUGUUGGAGGAGAGGGGUUCUGAUGUCUAGUUUCCAGUGUUGGAGGAGGGGGGUUCUGAUGUCUAGUUUCCAGUGUUGGAAGAGAGGGGUUCUGAUGUCCAGUUUCCAGUGUUGGGAGGGAAGGGGUUCUGAUGUCUAGUUUCCAGUGUUGGAGGAGAGGGGUUCUGAUGUCCAGUUUCCAGUGUUGGAGGAGAGGGGUUCUGAUGUCAAGUUUCCAGUGUUGGAGGAGAAGGGGUUCGGAUGUCCAGUUUCCAGUGUUGGAGGAGAGGGGUUCUGAUGUCUAGUUUCCAGUGUUGGAGGAGGGGGGUUCUGAUGUCUAGUUUCCAGUGUUGGAAGAGAGGGGUUCUGAUGUCUAGUUUCCAGUGUUGGAAGGGAAGGGGUUCUGAUGUCCAGUUUCCAGUGUUGGAGGAGAGGGGUUCGGAUGUCCAAUUUCCAGUGUUGGAGGAGAGGGGUUCUGAUGUCUAGUUUCCAGUGUUGGAAGGGAAGGGGUUCUGAUGUCCAGUUUCCAGUGUUGGAGGAGAGGGGUUCUGAUGGCCAAUUUCCAGUGUUGGAGGAGAGGGGUUCUGAUGUCUAGUUUCCAGUGGUGGAGGGGAGAGGUAUUCGUGGCAGUUAGGGGAGGGCGUUAAUCACGUCAAUUACGGUAAUUCCUCUUUCCUUGCUUAAACAUGAUAAAUCAGUUUUGUUUUGUUUUGUUGGUAAACCCAGUUACUCUUCAUAAGAGUCCACACCAUCUAGACGUGACGGUAUGAUAGGUUUUGUUACCAACAAUUUAUGAUGAUUAUUAUUAUUAUUGCUAUUAUUCUAUUCACUGUUGACUCAUUUGUAAAACUUCAUUAUUUCAUCUUAAAGGUCUGUAUUGACAUCAACACGAAAGAGAGCCAAUUCUCUAUAUUUUGAUAUGAUGUAUAAUUUAACAGUAAAAUUGAUGAGAGUACCACGCUGUACCAUGUAUCUAGCAAUGUACAUAGUAUUCAUAUUGUUUGUUUUUACCAAGCUAGGUUGGUCAUGCUCACUAAGUAGAGAAAAUAUCAGCAAUUAACGGUGACAUGCCCUACAAUAGAAAGUAAAUCACUACACCACCGACCAACCAUCAACAGACGGGGUUUCUGUACAAAGAUGUUGAAAAUAUAUAUUAUUAAUAUCAUUAUUAGGAUUGUUGAAUAUUGUUUGAUUGAAGGCAUAUAUGAAAGUGACAACGUGAGGUUGAGAUUCUGUGUAUAAUGUUGUUGCAUGUGAAAUAAAUAUUAGUCCAUUGUAGAAAAGUCAAUGAUUUUAAUGUUCAUGUUGUCUGUGGGUGAAAGGAUACUGUAAAUACAACUCAGCUUUUGUCUACGAAAUGUCUCCCAAUGUGCGACGUAUAUAUAUAUAUACACUCUACUAUUGGUUGGCGUGGUAUUAAGGGGUCUCGCAAUUCGCUUAUAAACCUACAUGUCUGCCUUGUUUUAGCAAGUUGGUUUCUGUGCCAAAUUUCAGCUCUGUACAAAUUGCAGGUUUUAUUUGCCGCAGCUUUUCGUAAGUUGAGACUUUUGUAAGUGUCCGUGGAUGCUUGUAGAGGGCGGUAUUUGUCUUGGGUCAUGUGUCAUCGCUGGGGGCUAUCCAUCACACCUAUCACCACAAUGUAAAUAUCUUACUAUCUAACUCGGUCAAACUCGUACACAUGCAUGCAUCAUUCUUAUCCAGAAUAGUCAAAGAAUGGUCCGAUUUAUUUUCCGUUUUCCUAAAUCAGGCAGACGACAAUCCCCGUCUUUUUUCUUUUUGAAAAUUUUGGGGGGGGCAUGUGUUAAUGAUAGAAAGUUUUUAAUCUCUGCAUUUGAUUGGUCAUUAACUAGAUUCCCAUAAUGCAAUAUUUUAGAAUGUGUUUUACUGUUUUAAGAUCAAUGUGGUACGAUAGACCAGCUGACACUGCGAUACUUUUAUAGGUCAUCGACAGUAGUCGUGGGUAAGAAUUUUCCAAAUAAGUGUACAAGUUUUUCGCGAUUCCUCAUGUGGCUACCCAUCAUUCCUGUUUCCUGCUUAGCAGAGUUUAACACUCAGAAGUUUCCCAAACAUUGAUGCAGUGAAUGCACAUUAUGAUAUUAUCCUAGAACCCUUUGUUUCCUCUGUUAUGGCUUUGUGGUGCAACUGUAUGCAUCAAUGCAACCUGGUGUUAUCCUAACCAUUUGUAAGUAUUGUAUUAUCACAAGCAAACACGUGACAUUGUACAGUUUUAUAUGUGACAUUAAUACCUUCAUAAAUACAUAUGCUUAGUUUUCAGGAGAGUACCAGCAAAUCGUGUAAAACACUCCGCGUCGGAGUGACGAUCUCAGCGAACUUUAUCUAUUUGAAUUUUUGAAUUCCACACUACUGUUGUUUGUAUAAAAGUAUAAAAGUCAUAAUUUUCGACGUUGUUGACCGACCAUUGGUUGUUGAUGGUUGUAACAACAACUAUUUUGUGACGCCUAUAUUCCUUCGGCCUCUGAACCGAGAAUACCUUCUUUUCUAAGCAGAUAUUGACUCAACAGAUAAGGUUAAAUGGUUGUCCAACAUACUGCCCUGCUGUUGUCAUUAUAAAGCUCAGGUAGUUUUGGGAUAGUACAAAUAUAAUGUCCUGCGAAAUUUUCGUUUUCUACGCAUCAUUUGGUUUUUGGAUGUCAGUAUGGACUGGCAGUAAUGGCCAAUCAUGUUUGAGGGAGGAAGGAGAUGAGACACCUCUAAGGUUGAUGGGGAAACGCUUCAUGCAAGAUUGUUAUGCCCAUUGAAAUACAGAAAGGGAAUUAAGAUCAAUUUUUAAUUAUUUUUUUUUAAAGUUUAUAUCAGGGAUGUAAAUAAAGUAAGACCCCAGGAUUAAGUGUUCUUUAUAUUUUCCUGGCUCUUUAGGCUUUUUUACAAAUUUGAGAAAGCACUACCCACCAAGAAUUGCUGUUGAUUUUUUUUAAAGUAUUAAAUCUGCAUAUCAUGUUAUUGAGAGAUGAUUCGUUAAGGUCAGUGUUUGAAAUUAAAACAACCCAGCAAUUUUUGUAAUGUGUUUAUGACAAGCUUUGCUUCCACGUUAUAACCCUCUCAGGAGAUGUGAUGGUGAGAGAAUUGUGUAAUGGGUUCAAUAGCCAACGCAGUCCCACACACUCUAGUAUUUACUGUUGUUGUGAGGUUGAGAGUAAACAAAUCAUUAUUUUAACAAAUUAAGCAUUAUGUCCUUUCGUUAAUAUUUCAUAUGUAGGUAUGAUAAGCACUGAUCGUCAUGAGUCCUCAACAGAAAAUAGUCCCAAUACAGUCACCACCAUUUUGUAUACAGUGUAUUGUUUCAUAACAUUGAUACUAUUCAUAUGAAAUAUCACUUUUCCUAUUUAUUACACUUCACGUUUUGAUCAGGCGUAUGCUGUACAUAUCAGAGACAAAAUGUUUAGCUUAAUAUCGAUAUACUUUAUUUAUGAAAUUUAUCUACAUAUUUACCCCAUAGGCAAUGUCAAAGUUUAUUUUAUAGAUCUUUUUUUAUGUGAGUUUUCUAGCGUAUACUUUUAUUGUUUCGAUCAUUUUAUAAUCAUAAUAUUAUCAGUAAGUUGAUUAUUAUCUUUGAACAGACACAAGUCCAUUUAUGGCUAAGAAUUGCAUUUUGUACUUGAUUGAUUAAUUGCCUAUGAAGUGAAUAUGUAUGUUUGCUUGACAUGAUUUGAAAUUCUCUAUGUAGAUGCAUACACGCUGAAGAUAUUGCCAUCCCUGCAAGGUUCUAGUCAGUUUGUUUAUUUUUAUGUGCAUAUGUACUAUUCUUUUGCACAGCAUAUAACUGAUAUACAUUCCAAGACAUCCUUUGAUCUGACACAUCCUUAGUGUAUUCAAAUGUAUUUACAUGGUUCAGUAAUGUUCCUUUGAGAUCAGUACUUAGGUCCGUUCUACAUUUUACAUCCAUUUUAUGGAUAACUAAUGAAAUAAUUCGUCUCACGACAUGUAAGUAUUUUGUUUAAAGUAAUAUUUUUGCAACGAAUAAAAGUGAUUGUUGAUGUAGUAUAGCCUAAGGUCCUACCAUGAACUUCAUCAGAGGUUUGAAUACAAUAAGGAAUAGUUGGCUGCAAAUUUCCUUGAAAAUGUUUCUUUCGUGGUUGACCGAUACAAACUGACAUCAAUGUUUUUGACAUGUGAUACAACUACUAACAGUUUCUUAUCGUAAAUUCGAAUACCAGACCCAGUUUCAUGAUCGCCUUGUAUGUCGGUUUGUAUCCUGUCAAAUCCUGUUCAUUCUGACUGUUUCCACUUCAAAUUGGUUCAAACCAGCCCAAACCAGUCUGAAUCUUGCCAUAUCAAGUCCAAUGUUCUGGUUAAACCACCAAUUAGAGUUUGGUUCAGUCAAAGUCAGUUUCAGUUCAGAGCCUUAUUUCGUGGGGAGAUUUGACGGAUUCAGCCCGAUUUGAACACAGGAAGUUUGCUGCCAAUCUAAAUUGAAGUUGGGAUUAUUUUCUGUGAAUGACCUAACCUGUUCAUUCCUAUGUAACAUGCUGCUGCCUCCUGACUGUGAGAGGAGACAGCCCUUCAUUCUUUCAGCAUCUGCUGCUAUUUCUGCUGCUAUUGUAGAUAAGUAUAUAUACAUAUAUAAAUAUCAUGUAGGUAUUAGGUGGAACCCAUGGAGACUGUCUAACAAGUCAUAGGAACGCGGAUAGGUACUACUGCAAACUGGCUUGUCUAUGGUAUCUGGUCUGUUGCCCAGGUGAUGUGAACUAGGGUUCUUUUGGAGAUUCCGAAAAUGCCAUGAAUCUUGAUGGACCAUCUGUUGUUUACUCAGUUCAUUUUGUAUGCAUGUUUCAUAAUUCAUCUGUAUACACUGUUUGAUCCAGCAUGAAUUUGUAUUAUGUGGGGGGAAAAAGAUCUGUGGAUUUUCACGACCAACUAUCUAAUCUUUAGAUGUAGAUGUUAAUGUACUUGGUCAAAAUGGAUUCCACCUGGGACCCUGCCACAAGACAAGCCAGCCUCAGUUACCUCCCCUGUGUUACUGUGGUGUGUAGAUGGAGCCAUUGUCUGUCACUCUGCUGUAGGUGUUAGAUAUGUCAGGCCAUGGCUGUUGGAUAUGAGAAUAAAGUGUUUGUACAUCCACACUUUGGACUGGAAAAUAAAGAAGACUGAUUUGUAAA
Haliotis rufescens (red abalone) is the source of this 7564-nucleotide messenger RNA. Its product is annotated as nucleolysin TIAR-like. Gene Ontology annotation, molecular function: mRNA binding. The record is from RefSeq and is a predicted model, not a curated record. Gene Ontology annotation, cellular component: cytosol. The transcript has 15 exons. Lineage: Eukaryota; Metazoa; Mollusca; Gastropoda; Lepetellida; Haliotidae. Bases 64 to 1287 code for a protein of 407 amino acids.